Amborella trichopoda is the source of this 3585-nucleotide messenger RNA. RefSeq names its product sphingomyelin phosphodiesterase. The record is from RefSeq and is a predicted model, not a curated record. NCBI's taxonomy places the organism in Eukaryota, Viridiplantae, Streptophyta, Magnoliopsida, Amborellales, Amborellaceae.
UAUUUGUCUCUUCUCUUUCGUUUCUUCUUUCUCUUACCUUUCUCUCUCUCUCUCUCUCUCUACAUUUUACAGUCUACUCCUGCGCAAUCUUAAUUUCUGCUCUUUAAAAACCUAAUCUCAAUCGAACCACCAAUAAUUCCGGAAACCCUAGCUUUUUCCGGAAAUCCUCAUUCUCCUGCUGCUCAAUUCUGCUUGUUAUUCGAAAACCUAUUUUUCAUGUCAAAGUCUCAGUGUUGCUGUGCAAUUUUUCUAUCAUCUGCAGUAUAUCGAUCAUCAUAGGCCCAAUUUUCAGAAACUAUACUCGCUUCAAAAGGAGUUUAUUCAUCGAAGCUCUGAACCUCAACCUUGAACCGUAAGCUUUGUUAUUCUCGAUCUUGAGAUUCCAUCGGAACGUUAAUCUGUAACUGGAAUCUUAGUUUUUGGAAUAGGAACCGAGUUCCUCUUCAAACCCUAAAUUUCCUAUUUUAUGUUCCCUCAAUCCUUGCAUUCUUUGAGCUUCAAACCCUAAUCCUGCACAUACAUUUUGUCUAGCUCUUUUGUCCGUCGGAACCUCAGAAGAUCACUGAUUGUUUGGAAACCGUAAUCUUGAGCAAGAGCCCUAAUUUUUUAGUGUAGGACCUGAAUUUCACUGGAAACUAUAGUCAUCUCAUGCUAUGUUCACUCCAUCUAUUGCCAUGGAUUCUCAUCAUGAAGCUCAGGACCUCUCGUCACUCCUCCUCCGUUCAUGUUCACCUCCUCAGAUACUCGCUUCAAUCUCAGCAAUUGAAAGUUUCCUCUCAAAGUACUCCACGGACCAGUCUCGGACCUUCUAUGCCCAAGUUUUCCCUACUCUCCUUUGCAAGCUCUUUGGGUUCCAUGACACUUCACCAUGGAUCUCUCAGUUCACUAAUGAAGAGCCCCUUUGUACUAAAAUAUUUGAUCUUCUUUCUCCUUCUGGUCGGUUAAUCUCGUCCAUCCAUUCUAUUGAUAGACACUCUCUUAUCAAGUAUGUUUUCCCCACUGAACGCUUGCCUGAGUGGAUACGUUUCUUGUUGAAUUCUGACAUAAAUUUGUUCGAUUCACUUCCACUUUUGAAGAAUCGGGUUCAAAAAGAAAGCAUCAAAGGGGUUUACCAGGUUCAAUUGAAUGUUUUCGAGUAUUAUAUUUUUUGGUUUGCUUAUUACCCUGUAUGCAAAGCAAAGGGGGAUGAUAGGGAUAACAAAGUUGUGAACAGGAAGGUGAUUAGGGCUAGGCUUGAGAGGUGGGCUUCUUCUUUGCCUGUUUUUCAUAGUAACCGGAGAUCAGGGCAGAAGGCAAUGAAUUCUGACCUAUAUUCUCGACUUCUUUGCUCGUAUCUGCAAGCUUUUGUGCCAAAUUACGGUUCUACAAUUAUGCACCCAGGUCGAACCUCCUCUCUCUUGCAUUAUUCCUCAAAGGAAGAUGCCCAAGUUAGUCAAAGAGCCGAUUUUUUUGUUCACACGCUGAUACAUUAUUGGCUUGUCGACAAUGACUUUUCUCCUUUAUCUGUAAAGUUUUGCCGGUCAUUUUGGGUUUCAUUACCAUUUCGAAAUGCUCUUUUGGAGUCUCCUCCUUGUGCUGGACUGGGAGAGGUGGUUAAAGUACUGGUAAUGUAUUUGAAUUCUAGCUUAUGGAUAUGUAAAGAAGAGAUGGGUUGUUUGGAAUAUGCUCAGAGCUCUAGAUUGGAGGAUUCUAGCUCAUUUGGUUUGCUGGUUCAAAGGCCCUUGUAUAGAAUGAUAUUAAGGGCAUUUCAGUUUUGUCCAAUAGGGACUAAUAUGAAGAAGGCUGCUGAAGGUUUUGAGCUGUGGGUUUGCUACUUGGAACCAUGGAAGAAUCAUAGUUGGGAUAAAUCUGACGUUUCAGAUGUUGGAGAGAAGAGUAAGGGAAGGGCUGAUUCUAGUGGUGCAUAUACGAGUUGGUGGCAGGGGUAUGUGGUGUCAAAUUAUCCUUUUUAUAGCUCCAUGGUUGUGCAUUUUCUUGGGUUUGCUCAUAAGUUUCUUCAUGUUAAUCCAGAGGCAGUGAUAAUGAUGACAAUGAAGGUGCUAAAUAUAUUGACAUCAUCGAAGGAGCUGUUGGAUCUCGUAAUGAGAGUUGAUGCUGCAUAUCAUUCCAAGCCAUGUUCAUUAUCUUCACCUUUUAUGGACAGUUUGUACAAAAAUGUUCCAUCUAUUCGCGAAAAAUUGCAGGACUGGGAGGAUGGUUUAUCUAGCACAGACAACAAUGUAGAAGGAUCCUACUUAUUAGACAACGGGAGUCGAGAUUUAAAACUUUUCAGUACCGACGAAGAUGGUGUACAUCGAAUGCUUGAGCUCUUGAUUUUGCGGGCUGAAGCUGAGAUCCAAAGUGGCUCUGGUGAGAAGCUGGCGUGCACUCUCCAAAUGUUUGACUCUCUAAAGGCCCAGGCCCGAGUUCUAUUUGGGGCUAAUGUAAGGGUGGAGCCUGGAAGGCCUGUGAGCCCGGCCCCUCAAGGUCACCUUGUGAGUCCUUCCGGCCAUGCCCAUAUUGCGGGGCCAGCCUGUCAGGGCCACCACCACCGUGAGGAAGUAUUCACGCCCAAGAGACCAGGCAUUGAGGAGCGUGGAUUCUCGGCCAUUAGAUACAAGGGGGACUGGAUGAAGAGGCCCAUCACUCAAGGGGAGGUAGCAUGGCUUGCUAGGCUUCUUGUGAGGCUCUCAGACUAUUUGAAUGAGGUUCUUGGGCUGGAUAGGUCGGGCCAGGUUUGCAAUGAUGCUGCACGUCCUCUUGUACGCAUUGACACAGUUGCCACCUCGAAUGGGCUUUCAGAGGUCGGUCUCAAGGAGGCUUUUUGGAUGGUGCUCUCGUGGUUUGUUUUAUUAGCGCAGACCCCUCAGAAGUUUCUGAGGGGCCAUGGUCAGAGAAUCAACCUCAGGAUCUUAGCUUCAAAGAAGAUAGUUAUUCUCCUGCUGGUUUUCUGCAUUCUAAGUGCUUUGAAGAAGGGCUUGGGUUUAUAUUCGCAGGUCCCCACAUUCUUAGCUUUCUUGGUCUGGUGAGAGAGGAGCAGCCUGCAAAUUUUGAAGGAGCAAGUUUCUAAGUGCUCUUUUUCUAUUGGUUUUCUUACCUUUUUUGUCCUCUUCACUUGAGAGUAUUCAUACACAAAUGGUGCACAUGUGUGUGGAGCACCACAGGCAUCGACAUCUGUUUUGUUGGGUGGCUGUGAUUGAUAUUAUCGGUGUUGGGGUUCAUCGUUGAUCAUCGGGAACAGUCGGUAAAUGCCUAUUGUGUGUAUCGUGUUCUGGUACACCAUGGGCAUCUAUGUCUGUUAUGAUGUAUGGCUUAGAUUGACAUGGCCAAGAUUGGGGCUAAUCUCCACCAUUGAUCAUCCGAAACAGUCAGUGAAUCCCUAUAGUGUGUAUCGUGUCUCGUGCAUCAGUGGCAUUUGUAGUUUUCCAGUUUCAUUUGUUCAUUUGGUGGGAGAACAGAGGAGGGGUUUUACGAGUGAGAAACGGGUAAUGUUCUUUUUGUACAUAUGAUAUGGGGAAGGUGCAAGUGCUGGUUCUCUUUUUGUGAGUAAUUUGUUGGAUUCUUUUGCAAUUGUAUGUACUCUUUGAUACGAGGGAUUCUGUAUUA